Colletotrichum scovillei is the source of this 2484-nucleotide messenger RNA. RefSeq lists its product as uncharacterized. The transcript has 3 exons. Lineage: Eukaryota; Fungi; Ascomycota; Sordariomycetes; Glomerellales; Glomerellaceae. The record is from RefSeq and is a predicted model, not a curated record. Gene Ontology annotation, molecular function: shikimate 3-dehydrogenase (NADP+) activity; 3-dehydroquinate dehydratase activity. The coding region runs from base 1 to 2484 and encodes 827 amino acids. Gene Ontology annotation, biological process: chorismate biosynthetic process; shikimate metabolic process.
AUGAUGCCGACUUUACCGCUGGUCGGGCCAGCCGUCAACUCAAUCAAGUCCUUUGGCCAACAGUCACCGCCACACCCAUCAUGGCACGGCUUCACCCCCGGCCGACGUAGCUACGCCCCCGACGCCUCCAUCGUGCUCGUCGGGAUCCGAGGCACAGGCCGCUCGACUCUCGCCGUGAUCGCGGCCAGCGCUUUAGGGUUCCGCUUACUCGACGCCGACCAGCAAUUCUUCCAGAUGACGGGCCUCUCACGCGCCAGUUACAAGACACAGCACGGUACGGCUGAGUAUCGAAGGGAAGAGCUAAAGCUUCUGCAUUCCAUGCUAUUCGAGAAUCCGACAAAGUCUAUUAUUGCGUGUGGGCCAGGAGCUGUGGAAGAGACGGGGCAGGCGUGGCUUGCGGAAUAUGGGCAGACGCAUCCUAUCAUCUAUGUCCUGAGAGAUGCGGAAGACGUGAAGGAGCAUCUCAAGGUAUGGGAUACUGAUGCCAUCACACGACUCUUUCAACUUAGUGGUCCAACACACCGAUCGAUAUCCAACUUUGAGUUUUAUAACAUUUCAGAUACCCUAGGAAAGGCCUCAGGCGAGCUCGCCACCAUACCCGGCCACCAGUCACCAAGGUCUCUUGCGUUAAAGCGGGUGGAGUACGACUUUCUCGGACUCAUUGACAGCAUCAUGGAAAGCGAUAGGCAGGGCUCGGAACGGUAUCGUGCCACCGAAGGAUCUGCUUCAUUACCACUGGAGCGCCGGCCAUACACAUAUUCUCUCAACUUGCCAAUGUCAUUGGUAGAGACCGCCGGGCCGGAACUUCGAAAUAUCACGACAACAGCCGAUGUUGCGGAACUAGUCAUCCCUGUGAGGGAACUACAGGCAACGUCGACCGAGUUUGAUGAUGCAACUGCGAAUCGCGUCUGUCGCUUGCUCUAUGCCGUCAGGAGAUUCACUCGUCUCCCUAUCAUCCUCAAUUUCGAACUGGAAUCCUCAUCUACUGGCAUAAUGAGCGGCUUCUCGCCAGAACACGCCUCCGCAUACUACCUUGACGUCCUGAACCACGGCCUCCGUCUCGCUCCAGAGUACCUCUGCGUAGAUCUCCGCUGCGACGAGAACAUCAUCCGAGAUCUAGUCGCAAGCAAAGGAACAACAAAGAUCAUCGCCCACUACACCUGCAACUCCCUCUCUCCAAGCGGCUGGCGGAACCCAGGCCUGGAGGACAAGAUGAGGCUGGCCGAGGACCUGGGUUGCGACGUCGUCCGCAUAUGUCGCGAGGCAAAGUCAACCAAGGACAACUUCGAGAUCCAGCACUUCAAGCACGGCGCCGGCAAGCCCAGAGACGUCACGAUUCCGCUGAUAGCGUACAACACGGGCCGCCUGGGCCGCAUGUCCUGCUUCAUGAACCCAACUUUCACGCCGGUCACCAUGAACCUGCUCCGGAGACUAGCUCCAGGCGGCUCGCCUCAUUGCCUCUUGACGAUUCGCGAGGCGCAAAAGGCACUCUACUCUUCCUUCCUUCUAGACCCCAUGUACUUUGGUAUCUAUGGCACCAAUGCAUCCACGAGUUUAUCGCCGUGCAUGCAUAACCCCGCCUUCAAAUUCUGCGGCAUGCCGCACGAGUACAAGAUCUUUCAGCAGCCUACCCUAAACUACCUACGCAAGCUCAUCUCCGACGAAAACUUUGGGGGCGCGAGUAUCACGGCCCCCUUCAAGAAGGAGGUCUUUGCCAUUGUCGACUUCACGAGCCCAGAAGCUCGAGCCAUUGGCGCCGUCAACACGCUGGUGCCGCUGCGCUCGCGGAACAUUGAGUCUCUGCUUGAUCGCAACAGAGCCGGUCCGGUCGUUGCUCUGUAUGGCGAUAACACGGACUGGAUCGGGAUACACACAUGCAUCCGGCAUAACUUAUCACCCAUCAACGGCGUCAAGAGGAGGACAACAGCGCUAGUUGUGGGUGCGGGAGGUAUGGCUCGUGCAGCGAUAUACGGGCUUCUGAGGCUCGAGGUUGUGAGGCACUUUAAUGGGUACCGAUUCACGAGCGACGGGGCAUCGACGCCGACGGAAGUCAACGUCUCGCCGAAAGUUGAUGCAGCUCCAAACAGCCCCACGAUUCGUGUUCUAGAAUCCAAAGAUGAUAAGUGGCCAGAUGACGCUGACUUUCCCACCAUUGUGGUAUCGUGUAUCUCUGCGCGCGAGGUCGACGGGGAGUCAUCGGCUGAUACGAGUCUGCCUCCGGGGUGGCUGGCUAGUCCUACAGGCGGAGUAGCCAUUGAGCUAUCGUAUACGCCUCUGGAAACACCUCUCCUGAAGCAGAUCCGCAGCAUGAGCGACCAAGGGUGGAUCGCCGUCGACGGCCUAAGUGUUCUGCCGGAGCAGGGUAAGAGACAAUUUGAGCUCUUUACUGCACGCAAACCUCCGAUCGAGAUGAUGCGUGAGUUGAUUUCGCGAGCGUAUAAGGAAAGGCUUGCAGAAGGGGGCAAGAUGCCAACAAGAGGGUAG